Molecule: messenger RNA, 1910 nt
Organism: Ciona intestinalis (vase tunicate)
Lineage: Eukaryota; Metazoa; Chordata; Ascidiacea; Phlebobranchia; Cionidae
Source: RefSeq, a predicted model, not a curated record
CCCACACCGUGUUUAUACUGUAUGGCUUUGUACGUGGUGUUAGGAUUUAAAUGUCAAAUAAUUCCGAAUAAUAAACGCGACCGAUGAAACAAAUUUUGAUGGAACAGCGAUUCAUCAUAGAUUGUUUUCAAUUACCCUGAAAAUUGUUGCAGAUCGUACAAAGUUUACUGCCGGAGUGUAUGUUGCAUUAGGGUGAAGGUAAAAUGGCAGGCGGGGUUGAACUAUUCCUUAGGAUCGUACUGCCAAUGCUUGUACUUAUGACCAUGGCACAAGGUGCCAAUGGCAGUCAGGCAGAAAAAGAUUUGAUCCAAGAUUUAUUACGUAAUUAUGACGUCAUGGUGAGGCCUAUCGAUAAAUACAAUGACAUCAUCAACGUAAGCUUUGCUGUGACACUUCAACAAAUCGUCGAUCUGGAUGAAAAGAAUCAACUUCUUACAACCAGCAUGUACAUGGGAUGGACCUGGAAUGACACGUAUCUUAAAUGGAAUCCGGACAAUUAUAGCGGCAUUGUAGAAAUAAGACUGCCAGCUAAGAAAGUGUGGAAACCCGACAUAUUGGUGUAUAACAGUGCGGUUGAUUCAUUUGAUCAAAUGCUUCAAACCAAUGUGGUAAUUUGGUCGACUGGUGCCGUGGAAUGGUUACCCCCUGGUUUGUUUAAAACUACCUGUGACGUAGACAUUCGGUACUUCCCCUUUGACGAGCAACGAUGUACGAUGAAGUUUGGUGCGUGGACAUACCAUGGAGGGAUGGUUGACCUCGCUCUACCCGAUGAAAAUGCAAUUCUCGAUAAUUAUAUUCCAAGCGGAGAAUGGGACUUGAUAUCCAUGAAAGGACAUCGGACAUCGGUUAAGUACGAAUGCUGUCCUCAUCCGUUCGUGGAUGUCACAUACACCAUACACAUGCGAAGAAGAACAUUAUUCUAUGGUUUCAACCUCAUACUACCGUGUGUGCUGGUCUGCUCGUUGACUAUUCUAGUUUUUCUGCUUCCAGCAGACUCUGGUGAAAGGAUAACCUUGGGUAUAACUGUGUUGCUUGCACUGGUCGUCUUUCUACAACUGGUGGCUGAUAAUCUACCCCCUACUGACGUCAUACCGUUGCUUGGUAUCACACUGGUUCUAUCUCUGCUUGUUUUCAUGGUUCCAAUCGUCGAAGUGAUUCCACAUUCCCCCAUUACGUCAUCUGUUUGUAAAUAUUUCGCCUGUAGCAUCGUCAUGGUAACUGCAUCGGUGGUCUGUACAGUGAUAUCUCUUAAUUUUCAUCACACAACAUCUGCCAACACGAACACCAUGCCAGGCUGGAUACGCUUCGUUUUCUUAAAUUUUCUUCCCCGGAUUCUCCGAAUGAAAAGACCUGGUGAGAAUAGUUUCCGAAGGAAGUUUUUGGACAACCAAGCGGAGGUGGUUAUGGAUGGAAAAGUUGAAGAAUAUCCUCUUAUGGUGGUGAGGGCGGGAGAAAGGUUGGGAAAUUGGAUGGGAACAAACCAAACUGAGCUCUCACCUCUGAAUGAAGCUAAAAAGGAGCUGAAUGAUGUCCUGCAUGAGGUUCGGUUUAUCACCAGUCGAAUGCAUAAUGAUGAUGAAGAUGAAAAGAGCGCACUCGAGUGGAGGUUUGCAGCAACUGUAUUGGACAGGUUUUGCGUGAUUUUCUUUAUCAUCUAUUUUGUCGUGUCUACACUCUUCACCAUCGCUGUGGCCCCAGGUGUACUACUUCCACCUGACAACUGAUGCGAUUCCGAUUCAAAUCAACUUUCGUGUAGUGCCUUGUAUCCAAAAUGGUUUGUGUGCCAUCGUAUCAUGUACAGUGCCUUGCUUUACUUUUUCAAAUUAGAUCCAUGUAGUUGCUGUAGUUAAAUUGCGGUGUUGUUUUCAAAAUGCUUAAGCCAAAUACAAUAAAUAGUAUAACUCAUGAAA